Molecule: messenger RNA, 672 nt
Organism: Pecten maximus
Lineage: Eukaryota; Metazoa; Mollusca; Bivalvia; Pectinida; Pectinidae
Product: coagulation factor V-like
Exons: 3
Coding region: 158-562 (134 amino acids)
Source: RefSeq, a predicted model, not a curated record
UAUAAUUAUGUAAGUUGUUUUGAUUUUUGAAGGCAUCUGAUGAUGACAGAUCACCAAUAUUGACGAUGUUACAAUCCUGUGAUUUUCUUCUCAAUCCUAUACCAGUCCAUGAGGCCCUCAAUCCGAAGUCUGACCAGGAGGCAGACAGCAGUAUACAAUGGCCAGGGUCCUCUAUCUUAUGCCUGACCAGGAGAACCUCAGUCCUACGACUCAACGGGAGAACCUCAGUCCUACGCCUGGUCGAGAGAACAUCAGUCCUACGCCUGGUCGAGAGAACCUCAGUCCCACGCCUGUCCAGGAGGACCUCAGUCCUACAACUGGCCAGGAGGACCUCAGUCCUACGACUGACCAGGAGGACCUCAGUCCUACAACUGGCCAGGAGGACCUCAGUCCUACAACUGACCAGGAGGACCUCAGUCCUACUACUGACCAGGAGAACCUCAGUCCUACACCUAACCAGGACUACCUCGGUCUUACACCUCACCAGGAGGCAGACAGUGUACCAAGGUUGACCACUGGCCUUUCAUUAAAUACUUCAAGAAAGACCAGAAAGGCUGGAUGAUGCAAGACAUCUUGCAUACAGUUCUUGAAGAGGAUCUGGCAGGCAGGUUGGAGGCACCAUCCAUCAAGACUCAUGGAAGAAAAACUUUGUUUAUAUUUGAAGGUCAGUUU